Messenger RNA from Archocentrus centrarchus (flier cichlid), 753 nucleotides. RefSeq lists its product as uncharacterized. The record is from RefSeq and is a predicted model, not a curated record. Gene Ontology annotation, biological process: response to bacterium. Bases 1 to 753 code for a protein of 250 amino acids. The transcript is spliced from 3 exons. NCBI's taxonomy places the organism in Eukaryota, Metazoa, Chordata, Actinopteri, Cichliformes, Cichlidae.
AUGACAUCUGCACAGUUUGCCUUCUAUCUGACAUGUUUGUUCUUGGGGGAAAUGGCUCAGACAAAUGACCUCACAUUCUCCUUGUCUGUUCAUCAAGAAAGACGUUUUAUCUUGGUUAACACUGGGGACAGUGUGACUGUGCAUUGUUUCUAUAAAAGUGAUGAUGUGCCAAAGUUUUUCUGGUAUAAGCUGAACUUGGGACAGAAACCAAAGCUCAUUUCUAGUCUUUACAAGUUUGAAACCAGUGCUACGUUUCAUGAUGAAUUCAAGAGUGAUCCACGGUUCACAGUUUAUACUGAAAAAGGAAAAAUCUCCUUAAAGAUCACAAAUGUGCACAUUUCAGACUCAGCUACUUACUACUGUGCAGCUUAUGGGUACACAUUAGAGUUUGGAGAGGGUACUAUCAUUGAAGUAAAAGGUUCAGGUUUAAACAUCCAAGCUUCAGUUCAGCACUCAGCCUCUGAGUCCAUCCAGCCAGGAGGCUCUGUGACUCUGAACUGUACAGUACACACUGCCACCUGUGAUGGAGAACACAGUGUUUACUGGUUCAAAGACAAAGGAGACUCUUUCCCAAGAAUCAUUUACACCCAUGGAGGCAGAAAUGAUCAGUGUGAGAGGAGAACCAACACACAAACACACACUUGUGUCCACAACUUGCCAAUGAAGAGCCUGAAUGUGUCUCAUGCUGGGACCUACUACUGUGCUGUUGCACAGGGAGGGAGUCGGCGUCUUCACCACCAGGGUGCCACUUAA